Molecule: messenger RNA, 1422 nt
Organism: Centropristis striata (black sea bass)
Lineage: Eukaryota; Metazoa; Chordata; Actinopteri; Perciformes; Serranidae
Gene: mcat
Product: malonyl CoA:ACP acyltransferase (mitochondrial)
Exons: 5
Coding region: 143-1318 (391 amino acids)
Molecular function (GO): transferase activity
Source: RefSeq, a predicted model, not a curated record
UGACGUCAGUCAACAUGGCGGCUCCCAGGCCCGUCUCAUGCUGACGGUUAGGCUCUAAGUUCAGUGUUUUUGUUCAUUAUUAUAGUUUUUCUGUGUAUAUUAUGGGUCUUUAUUAACCCAACAGUUGUUAUUAUUUGGCGCCAUGUUGGCAUUGAUGGUUGCCAGGUUGGGAGCAGCUUCCCGGAGGAAGGUCAGGGGUCUGGGGUCUCUGGGCCGGGGACUGGCCACCGACCCCCCCGGCUCCCCGGACGCUGCUGCGGCCGAAUCCCCCGCUCCUCUCCCGGACAGCGAGCCGGCUGCGGAGCGGCGGAGAGCCAGGAAGGACCCCCGCGGCAGCUCCGUGCUGCUGUUCCCCGGCCAGGGCAGCCAGUUUGUGGGCAUGGGGAGAGGGCUCCUGAAGUACCCGAACGUCAGGGAGAUGUUCUCGGUGGCCCAGCAGGUCCUCGGGUACGACCUGCUGGCUCUCUGCCUGCAGGGACCCGAGGACCAGCUGCGGGAGACGGUCCACUGCCAGCCCGCAGUCUUCGUCACCUCGCUGGCUGCCGUGGAGAGACUCAACCACGAGAACCCCAAGGCCAUUGAGACGUGUGUUGCUGCUGCAGGUUUCAGUGUUGGAGAAUAUGCUGCGCUGGUUUUUUCUGGUUCCAUGAACUUUGCAGAAGCUCUGUAUGCGGUGAAGGUCCGGGCCGAGGCCAUGCAGGAAGCCUCCCAGCUGGUUCCCAGUGGCAUGCUGUCGGUCACUGGGAGACCUCAGGCCCAGUAUAAAGCUGCCUGUCUGCAGGCUGAAGAGCACUGCAGCAGCCUGGGCAUCAAGGAGCCCGUCUGCUCCGUGGCCAACUACCUGUUCCCUGAUGGACGCGUCCUCGCAGGGCACCAACAGGCUCUGGAGUUCCUGCAGCAGAACUCUGGACAGCUGCAGUUCCUGAGGACCAAAGCUCUGCCAGUCAGCGGGGCGUUCCACACCGAGCUGAUGGCGUCGGCCGCUGAAGCUCUCAGGAAGGUGCUGAGACAGGUGGAGGUGCGUCGUCCUGAGAUCAACGUGUACUCCAACGUGGACGCUAAGCGCUACAUGAACGCUGACCAGGUGCGGCGGCAGCUGGUGAAGCAGCUGGUGGCGCCGGUGAAAUGGGAACAAACUCUGCACGAGAUCUACGAGAGGACGCAGGGAACCAAGUUCCCCGACACCUACGAGGUGGGCCCGGGGAGGCAGCUGGGCGCCACGCUGGUCAAGUGCAACAGGAAGGCCUUCAUGACGUACGCUAACGUGGAAGUUACUGCUGAUGAAGAGGAUGAUGAUGAUGUGGAGGCCAAAAAAUGAGCCUCAUGGACAUAACCAGCAAGACCUGCAGGCUCCUGUGGUUGCUUCAUCAGCUCUUGUUUGUGUGUUAUUGUUAUUGUUAUGUAAUUAAAUAUUUUUUAUGA